GAUUCUCAGACGUAGUAGUGUAGUGUUUAUUGAUAUGAAAUCAAUGAUUUAAAGCAGGCAUGGGGAACUUGUGGCCCUCAGGAGGGUCACAUUUCCCUGUCCCUGGUUUAAAGUUACGAUACACCCUUAAGGCGAUGAAGAGCCAAAGAGAUUACAGUUAACAUUUACAAGCCUAUCUGAACCACUUCUAUAACGUCAAUUAGUGUGUUGAAAAUCUCAGGAAAUUGUAGGUAGAAGCUUAUUAUUUCAGCUUGGCAUUUGCAGUUGUUUUUCUAAUUAGAAAAUUCCUGCCAGUGCCUAUAAACUCAAAUGCUACCCGGUUAUAAAAGUUGGACUGUAGCAAACACAGCUUUUACACUUCAGCAGUGGAACGACUUGGAGGGGUCAGUUGAGGAUGUAAGCAAACAGCUUAGGAAAGGAGCUCCCGGCUUAGUGGCUGCAGCAUCUAAACCUGUCCAAGAGACAUAAUUCCCUCCCGACAACCCCUCCCGAAAGGAACAACGUGCAAACAGAGGCAUUGAGCUGUGUUUGCCAGAUGUGUUCUUAGUAAGGUAAAGGUUCUUAGUGAAUUGGGCCUUCCAUCAGUCUCUGGACAGUGGGCACUUGAAACGCAGAAGGAAGUGUCUCACCUUUAACUAUAUAUAUAUACACACACACACAUAUAUUUAGCUCUGAGAGUAGACCGUAGAGGAGUAGCCUUGUUAGAGUGUUUAUACACUCCCACUCCUUGGCUCAGUUUGACAGCAGAACUACAGGGAGACUCUCUAGACAGUCAGGCUAUGUGUGUCCGAGUGAAAGUGUGGGGGUCAUUCUGAGUUGACCUCCAAAUGGAACUCCGGCUGGUGACACUGCUGUUGUUUCAAGCAGUUUGGAAUAGUGUUCUUGGGAAGAACCAUUCUGUACACAAAAGAGGCCUGCUUGAGUUAUCUGGAGCCAUAAAGUGUGGCACAAGACGAUUUCCUUUGGCCUAUUUAGGUUAUGGAUGCUACUGCGGCCCAGGAGGAAGAGGAUGGCCUAAGGACAAAACAGACUGGUGCUGUCAUGAACAUGACUGCUGUUAUGGCUUCGCGGAGGAACAAGGCUGUAACCCCAUAAUACGUCGAUAUAAAUGGACCUGUAAUGACAAUACUGUGGUAUGUGAUACAAUGUUAGACAGAUGUCAAAAAAUCAUAUGCCAAUGUGACAGAGAAGCAGCCAAGUGUUGGAGAUCUGCCCCCUUUAACCGACGCUAUGCCUUCUGGCCAAAUUUUCUGUGUGGUCAAAUUUACCCUGUAUGCAGUUAUGGGAAAUCUGGCCAGCCUUUCAGAAAAUGAAGUGCAGAGAUUUGCUUGUAUCAUUGGAUAUAUCAGCACUG
This is a messenger RNA of Lacerta agilis (Sand lizard), 1354 nucleotides long. RefSeq names its product phospholipase A2-like. The coding region runs from base 828 to 1313 and encodes 161 amino acids. The record is from RefSeq and is a predicted model, not a curated record. NCBI's taxonomy places the organism in Eukaryota, Metazoa, Chordata, Lepidosauria, Squamata, Lacertidae. Gene Ontology annotation, biological process: phospholipid metabolic process; arachidonate secretion; lipid catabolic process. The transcript is spliced from 5 exons. Gene Ontology annotation, molecular function: calcium ion binding; phospholipid binding.